Molecule: messenger RNA, 1590 nt
Organism: Dictyostelium discoideum AX4
Lineage: Eukaryota; Evosea; Eumycetozoa; Dictyosteliales; Dictyosteliaceae
Gene: utp15
Product: WD40 repeat-containing protein
Exons: 3
Coding region: 1-1590 (529 amino acids)
Biological process (GO): rRNA processing
Cellular component (GO): nucleolus
Source: RefSeq, a predicted model, not a curated record
AUGAUGAACGAUUAUACAUUUUUACAUAAUUUACCAGAUGUUCCAAUACCAUAUAUUAAUCCAGUUGUAACUGGUGAUUCAUGGAAAUUAAAAGAAUUACAAAAUAAAAAAUAUAGUUCAAUGAUUACUAGAGUUGAAUCAAAUCCAAUUAAUUCAAAAGAAGUUUGUGUAACAUUUGGAAAUUGUGUUAGAAUUAUUACAAGUAAUUCAAAGAAAGUUGAAGAGAGAGAGAUUACAUCAUUUAGGGAUACACCAUAUGGAGCAAGUUAUAGGGAUGAUGGUAAAUUGAUAGUUGUUGGAGGUGAAGAUCCAAUUAUAAAGUUAAUUGAUGUUUCAAGUAAAAAUACAUUAAGAAAAUUCCAAGGACAUACAGGUGGAAUUCAAUGCACUCGUUUCAUUGAGAAGGGUAGUUUAAUAUCAGGCUCCAACGAUAACACUGUCAGAACAUGGGCUAUUGAGACGGGCGAGCAGUUACAAAUGGUGGGUAAACAUAAAGAUAAAGUACACUGCAUGACCAGACACCCCACCAACGGCGACAACAUUUGGAUGACCGGCGGCUACGACCACUGCGUCAAGCUAUGGGAUAUCAGAGGAAACAAAACCCAAUCAUCCACCAUCACACUCGACCACGGCGCACCAGUGGAGGAUUUAAUCAUGUUGGGCGCAUCUGGCACCAUGGCAAUCUCAGUGGGUGGUAAUUAUUUCAAAGUGUGGGAUUUACUCAAUGGUAGCACUGGUAAACAAGUCUAUCAAGGCACUCAUUCAAUGAAAUCAUUAACUUCAAUUCAUUUAUCAAAUUCAAAAGAUCGUUUCAUUACAUCAGGUUUAGAUCAUACCGUUAGAGUUUUCAGUACACAAUCUUAUUCCCUAAUUAAUAGUUAUGAAUUCUCUGAACCACUUCUCUCUCUAACCCUUAUAAAUGAUCGUAAAAUUAUUGCUGGUUCAGCUAAAGGUACUCUUUUCUAUGCUCGUAAAACUAAUCCUAUAACAAUUUCAAAAGCAAAAUUAUCAAAUUCUGAUUUAAAAAAUAAUAAUAUCGAUCCUGUAAUUCAAUUAAAAUUAAAAAAAUCACAACAACAUAAUCAAACUUUAGUAAUUGAUGAUACAUUAGGAAUUUAUAAAUCAAGUCAUUUAGAUAGAUUAUUACGUAAAUUUGAACAUAAAACAGCUUUUGAUACUGCAGUUUUACUUAAUAAAAAUAUUGAUUUUAUAUUUAAAGUAGUUUGUGAAUUAUCAAGAAGAGAUGCAUUAGAUAUUGUUUUAAAGAAUAGAGAAGUUUCAGAAUUAGAUUCAAUUUUACAAAUGGUUAAUAAAUUAGUAAAUACAAUAAAGUAUCAACAAUGUGGUAUUUUAUUAUUAGAAAAGAUUGUAGAAUUUUAUCAUCCAUCAAUUUUCCAAGAAAAUAAAUCAAUUAUUUCAACAAUGAAUUCAAUUAAAAUUAAUUUAAUUAAAGAACAAAAGAAACAAUCUCAACUUUUAGAAUUAUCUGGUGCUUUAGAUUUACUUUAUUCAAAUUCAACAAAUUCAAAUAUUCCAAAAACAAUUCAAAAAAGAAAAUUUGAAGAAGAUGAACAAGAACAAGAAAAUUAA